This is a messenger RNA of Cricetulus griseus (Chinese hamster), 1377 nucleotides long. NCBI's taxonomy places the organism in Eukaryota, Metazoa, Chordata, Mammalia, Rodentia, Cricetidae. The record is from RefSeq and is a predicted model, not a curated record.
AUGAUGGGAAAACUCCCUCUUGGGGUUGUUUCUCCUUAUGUGAAGAUGAGUUCAGGGGGAUGCUCUGACCCUCUGAAGUUUUAUGCUACCAGCUACUGCACAUCAUAUGGUCGUGAGGAGUUCAAGCCCCGAAUGGGAAGCCAUACAGGCACAGGCUACAAAUCCAACUAUCGGACCCUGGUCUCCUACCAACCCCGACUGGACACCAUGGAUAAUCCAGCCACAGGGGAACAACUCCAUGACACUUCCAAGUCUGUGACCAGUCAGAGCUACUGUCCCCUAGAAAUGCCUGAUGGCAAGCAACCAUUACCCUGGAACCUGUACCAGACCUCCUCUGGCUAUGGGCGAGAGAAGUUCAAUACUGUGCCACUCUCCAAGGAGGUUAGGAAGGUCCACUUCGAUACCCAGGAUCAUGGGCCUCAGACCAUCACAGGACUGGAGCCCAAGGAGGCUCCCCCGCUCCACCAGCAUCAGGGCAAGGGCUCUGUAGAGUGGGAGAACUCACACUAUGGCCCACGCUUCAUGACUUCUGAGUACAAUUCCAAGUAUAUCAAGGAGCCUCCAAACCAUCCAGAUCUCUUGCUCAAGAAGACAAUUGGCGCCAAAGAAGAGAGUGGCUUCACUGAAGAGUCUACCAAGAAUCCCAUUGUCUUCCAGCCGCCCUCACAGGCCUUUCCUGGAGACCCUGUCCUCCACCCAGGACGGAGUGUCACCAAGUCAGACUUCCUCCCUAUAAGUCACUCUCAGGGAAGUGAGUUUCUCCCUGUGCUGGCCAGAGGCUCUGAUCGGGACACAGGAUACAGCCGAGUGAAUGAAAGGGUCUUGAACCCCAGAAUGCCUGCUCCAAGCCCACAGUCUGCCAGCGUGACCCACAGGUCCUACCAGCCUCCCCAGAGGAUACAACAGACAAAUGUUGCCAUGCUUGGCAGAGAGUCUGUGGGGAACAAGGAGCCCACAGGGUUCACUAUUAACAACCCGAGCUAUGUCCGGAACACCCAUGAACCUGACAGAGAUCAACGGUACCUGACUACCUACAACCAAGGGUACUUUGAGAACAUCCCCAAGGGGCUGGACCGCGAAGGCUGGACUCGAGGUGGCAUCCAGCCCCAGAAACCAGUAGGCUACGCUCUCAAUGAGCCAGUCACCCGCAUGGACUCCACCCCCAACCCUACGGAGACCCUGCGGCAACUGCACCCCCAUGUGGGAAGGACCUUGGCUUCAAUUGACCCCUUCUAUCGAGACACACCUCAUAGCAACCGCUACAUGGCUCCCAGCUGAGUCUUGAAGGGUUUACCAUGAUGGGACAAUCUGCUUUCCCCAUGCUCCCCAAGAUCCCCCAGUUACUUUCCUAAGGAAAUAAAGGACACUGAAUCAGCA